Messenger RNA from Camellia sinensis, 1492 nucleotides. NCBI's taxonomy places the organism in Eukaryota, Viridiplantae, Streptophyta, Magnoliopsida, Ericales, Theaceae. The record is from RefSeq and is a predicted model, not a curated record.
AUUCAUAAAACUAUUAAAAUGACUCUUGAUAUUUCCUGUUAGGCUGUGUAACUUUUUGAGACCAAUAAUUUUGGUGGUCAACACAUAUUAUUGGCAUUUUUUAGGGACCAAAUAAUGAAAAAUUACAAAACCUCACCUGAUGCAAAUACACACUGAAAACCGUACCCAGGCUUCACGAUGUGUAAAACCUUCUCUCUCUAUUUGUCAAGCUCCAUCGCAAGCUUCAUUGUAGGUCUUCGCUCUGUCCAUCUCGAGCUCCAUUGCAGAUCAGUUUGAGAUCUACAAUCUUCAGUAGAUUUACCUUGUUCUUCACAUUUUCUGUAGAUUUGAUUUCUGCUACUUUGAAGACAUCGAUUGGUUAAUUCACUCUCUAUCAAGGGAUUUCGGGAUGGAUAAGAGUUGGAUGCAACUUCAUAAUAGAAGGUUACAUCAAUACAUUGAUGGGGUAAAAGAAUUUAUCAUAUUUGCUCGUGAUCAUAUGAAAUCAGGGACGAGUAAGAUUUGGUGUCCGUGUAAUAGAUGCAACAACCGUAUCCAAAAAACCAUAGAUGAAGUUGAAAUUCAUUUGUUUGCAUAUGGGGUUGUCACAACUUACACUAGGUGGGUGUAUCAUGGGGAAGAUUUUGAGUUGAAUGAUAGUGAUCCCUCGGAAAAUGAAAAUGACGAAUAUUUCAAUGAUGUGACAGAGAAAUCAAAUUCUCCCAAUACUGAGGUGCGAGAAAUUGUCCAUGACAUACAUAGUGGGCCAUCCACAUAUGCUUAUACUGGGGAAGCAUCUAGUAGUCGUAAUCCUGACUUGUCUGGUGCUCAUGGUAGUAAAGGAAAUACAUUUGCAAGAUUAAUGAGGGAUGCAGAACAAGAAUUGUAUCCGAAUUGCCAGCGAUAUUCCAAAUUAUCAUUCAUUGUUAAGCUGCUACAUAUAAAGGUGCUCAAUAAAUGGAGCAACAAAUCACUCACGAUGAUGCUAGAACUGUUGAAGGAUGCACUUCCCAUCGGUGAAACACUUCCAUGCUCAUACAAUGAAGUUAAACAAAUACUUCGAGAUUUGGGCCUUGAUUAUCAAAAAAUACAUGUAUGCAAGAACGAUUGUGUACUUUUUUGGAAGGAGUAUGAAAAUGAAGAUAAAUGCCCUACUUGCAAGGAGCCUAGAUACAAAUUUCAUAAAGGUGAAGGUAAAGGUAAAAAGAUCCCUCACAAGGUUUUGCGGUACUUUCCUUUAAAACCAAGGCUACAAAGGUUAUUUAUAUCAAGGAAGACAGCUACUGAUAUGAGGUGGCACAAAGAUAAACGCGUAGAGGAGAAAAAUGUAAUGCGCCAUCCAGCGGACUCUGAAGCAUGGAAAGACUUUGACAAAAAGCAUGAGUCAUUCGCCAAAGAUCCUCGAAAUGUUAGGCUCGGAUUAGCAAGUGACGGCUUCAAUCCAUUUGGGAAUAUGAGUACCUCAUAUAGCAUAUGGCCAGUUUUUAUUGUCCCGUACAAUUUGCCACCCUAG